This is a messenger RNA of Trametes versicolor FP-101664 SS1, 763 nucleotides long. Its product is annotated as Sedlin. Bases 1 to 543 code for a protein of 180 amino acids. Gene Ontology annotation, biological process: endoplasmic reticulum to Golgi vesicle-mediated transport. The transcript is spliced from 4 exons. Gene Ontology annotation, cellular component: cytoplasm; nucleus; TRAPP complex. The record is from RefSeq and is a predicted model, not a curated record. NCBI's taxonomy places the organism in Eukaryota, Fungi, Basidiomycota, Agaricomycetes, Polyporales, Polyporaceae.
AUGUCCCACCACCUGUUCCUGCUUUCUCCCUCUGAUACCCCGCUUUACAACCUGACGCACUAUUCCUCAAAGCCUUCUCAGUCGACUUCAUCUCCACUAGCUUCCAACCUACCAAGCUGGUCUACCUCUGCCUUCGCCGGAACCUUGACUGCAUUGUCCGGAGCUUCGAGCGCGACACAGACACAACAUGGGCAGGGAGGGACCGUGAAGAUAGGGGCGGGGCAGGACAGGCAUGUCAUUCAGAUGAUAGCAAAUGCAAGCCUAGACGCGAUAGAGGAGGUAAUGCGUAAGGACAGUGUAAUGUACCUCAAAUCCGUGGACAAGUUCAACGAAUGGACGGUGUCGGCGUUCGUGACCCCCGGCAAUAUGAAGUUUGUGCUGUUGCACGAGUCCCGUAACGACGACGGGAUCAAGGCGUUCUUCAGUGAUGUUUGGGAGCUGUACGUCAAGACGAUGCUGAACCCGUUCCACACGGCGCAUACGCCCAUCCGGAGCCCAGUUUUUGAUUCUCGUGUGAGGGCCAGCGCGAAGAAGUACCUGUAGGCCAUCGAUCGUCCCUCCGAGGCGCGUCGGAGACAAAAGGAGCUUUGGAGUCAACAUGUCACCUGCGCGCCCACCUAUUGUUUCGCCGUGCGCCAUGGCCCGCGGGGUCCCUGCGGUGAGGCCCCGGCGAGGGGGUGAUUAGCGAGAAGCUAGGGUAGAUGCCAGCAUGUACUGUAGCCGUGUGUACGAGGGCUGUUAUAGAGUGCAUCUGUCGAUUGGG